Messenger RNA from Oncorhynchus keta (chum salmon), 3048 nucleotides. RefSeq names its product E3 ubiquitin-protein ligase KCMF1-like. Gene Ontology annotation, molecular function: zinc ion binding. Gene Ontology annotation, cellular component: plasma membrane. Gene Ontology annotation, biological process: synaptic signaling. The record is from RefSeq and is a predicted model, not a curated record. The transcript is spliced from 8 exons. Lineage: Eukaryota; Metazoa; Chordata; Actinopteri; Salmoniformes; Salmonidae. Bases 198 to 1418 code for a protein of 406 amino acids.
GCGCAUUUGGACGGUGACACAGCAAGCAGCAGCAAGGCGGCGGAGAAAGACACUGUCACUGUGCCAAACGGGAUCCUUCAUGAGGAAGAGGCCAGGGGACAUCCAGCCCCGGCUUCUAUUCUCCAGCCGAUAUUACAUUGCGUGGUUCAAGCCAGUGUGAGCCCGUAAAGGGGGGGGACUGUGUUAAUGUCCAUAGGAUGUCCCGUCAUGAAGGUGUGAGCUGCGAUGCGUGUUUGAAGGGCAACUUCCGGGGGCGGCGGUACAAGUGUUUAAUUUGCUACGACUACGACCUGUGUGCGUCGUGUUACGAGGGCGGAGCCACAACCACCAGACACACAACAGAACACGCCAUGCAGUGCGUACUAACCAGGGUCGACUUCGACCUAUACUAUGGAGGAGAGGCCUUGUCAGUGGAGCAGCCACAGGCCUUUACCUGUCCCUACUGUGGCAGGAUGGGCUACACGGAGACCUCUCUUCAGGAGCACGUUGCUGCAGAGCACACGGAGACCUCCUCAGAGGUGAUCUGUCCCAUAUGUGCUUCGCUGCCCGGCGGGGACCCUAAUCACGUGACGGACGACUUCGCUGCUCAUCUCACACUUGAACACAGAGCCCCCAGAGACUUGGAUGAGUCGAGCGGGGUGCGGCACGUGCGUAGGAUGUUCCACCCGGGUCGGGGUCUAGGGGGGCCGAGGGCCCGUCGAUCCAACAUGCACUUCACCUCCUCAACCUCCGGGGGGAGCUCUACCACACAGACCUCUACACAGAGCUCCAACUACAACAGGGAGGCCAUGGAUCCUAUAGCUGAGCUUCUCUCCCAGUUGUCGGGGGUGCGUAGGUCGGCGGGCGGCCAGCUGAGUUCAGGUCCUUCAGCCUCCCAGCUACAGCAGCUCCAGAUGCAGCUCCAGUUGGAGCGGCAACAAACCCAGGCUGCCAGACAGCAGUUGGAGACGGCCCGGAGUGCCACGCAACGCAGCAGCCGUACCUCCACCAACGCAGGGCUGAAUGCCAAUCCAAGCCCAGGACAUCACAACGCCAACCCCAGUUCCAACUCUACCAGCCCCAACCCGGGGCAUCACGAGUUCACGACACACACACAGCAGAGCAACUCCCAGUUCCUCCUCAACAGACUGAGUGAGCCGAGGUUGACGGAGGCGGAGCGUCAGCUGAGUGAGGGCCAGUGGGCGGACCGCUCUCUCUUCGUCACGGAGCUCCUCCUCUCCACCCUGCUGGCCGAUCCCGACCACAGCGAAGAUGACGAUCUCCAUGACUACCACGACGCCGUGAUCCGAGGUUCUGACGCGUUCAGUGAUUUCGGCACCUUCGGAGACAUGGGCUGCGUGGAGGUCAUGACCUUGGACGUGGCGUUGGAGAACCUCAACCUCCGAGAACAAAAGGAGCAGCGACCCCCGCCUCUUUGAUGACGUCACUACAACGUUUAAACCACCAACUGCCGUUACCGACCGUCGCUUGGCAACUGAAAGAAAUAAGAUUGCAGCUCUUUUCUUGGCUUCGGUUAUUAUUAAUUUUGUUUUCUUUGGCUGGGUGACGUCAACUCACUUGUCACCCCUCCCUCCCUCGACCCCACCCCACGUAGUGUACAUGAAAGUCGGAAGCAAGACGAGAGAAUGUGAACGUGAGAGAGCGAGAGAAUGAACUAUAUAUAAAUCUCUAUAUAUAUAUAUAUAUAUAAAUAAAUCUAUGAAAAGAAAGCCGAUAAUCAAUUCCGCAUGAAGCUGUGUGUUUGACCCUAACAGGUCAAGGUAGGAUAGGUAGGUAGCCAUUUUGAUAAUUUAUUAUCAUAAACGAGUGCACAGACACACACACUGAGAGGAGGCGGCAGGCAGACAGGCUCUUCCCAGCAGGCUAAGCUGUUCUUUGUUUAUGGUUAGGAAUAAUAAAACCGGGCUUGGCUGAUUUUACCACAACAAACGUUGGUAUGUUGAGAUUCUUCACCCUUAACCGUCAGACGUCUUCCAUUAGAACGGGGUUUUGGGUACCACGGAGAUGAAACUAAUCUCUUUUGGUCCUAUGAUAAGCGUUUGUGUCUGUGGGUACUUUCCUGUCCUGUCAUCUAUCUAUAUGGGUGUUCCAAUUCUACACUAAUUAUUAUUUUCCUUAAGACUGUUUUGAUUCAAUGGUUUUAAUCCCAUUUAUUUAGCUCCUCCCCCCCAUACCCAGGAUGACAUCACUUCAUGGGGCCAAUGUUGCCUUGCUUUGUGCCAACUGAACUGUGUCCCCUUUUGAAUUUCACAUGGAGAGAAGCUGUGUACAGUUUGCAUAUGCACUACAUAAAGAGAUCCUAGACAUGGGAAAGCCAAUGGACAAUCACAUGAAAACUAACCUGAUUCUAUUCUCUCUCCUGACAGUUUCCUUUGUUGUUUUGUUUGUUUUUUUGCUGGACUGAUAGGCCUUUUCUCAAUUGGAUUUGCUCAACUCUUGCGUCCUCCCUCUUCCGUCAUCCUCUGGCCUCCUUUUGAAAAAGGUCAAAGGUUAUCGAGGAGAGGGGAAAGUGGAUGAAAAUGCGCCUGUAUAAAAUGACUCCUCCAAUCACGCGUCAUCAGGCAAACUACGUUUACAGGGCGGAAUCCCAAAAUAAAAUGUAUAAACUGAUAACUAAGAAAGCUAGUGGUGCAAAACAUUUUAUAGAUAAAAAAAAAAAAGGAUAAGUAGAAUAUAGUUUUAAAUGUUUGCAUGCUUUUCUUCUUCGAUGAAAACAGUAGCUGAUUUGAAGGGGGGGGCUGAUUUCAAAACUCUUCCACGAAGGACUCAGGGUAGGAUACACAUUUGCGUCCUUGCCAAAAAAGGAGCCUAUUGAGGGGAGGACCGUCUUCCUGUUAACCAAUUGACACUCUUCCACCACUUAUCAGUUUCCCGGGUGACGGAGGAGAGAGAUUGAAGGACAUCCUUUUGCCUCCACUGCUACCUUAACAAAUGCAAUGUACUGUCUGAUGAUGACAUGGUUUGGGUGUUUGGGAAAAGGUCAAAAGACAGGGUCAACUGUUCAACCUGGAGGAGAACAAUAAAAUUGUUUUGGAUGUAAAAAAUUAA